Sorex araneus (European shrew) is the source of this 15132-nucleotide messenger RNA. RefSeq names its product HECT domain E3 ubiquitin protein ligase 4 (gene HECTD4). NCBI's taxonomy places the organism in Eukaryota, Metazoa, Chordata, Mammalia, Eulipotyphla, Soricidae. The transcript has 76 exons. The record is from RefSeq and is a predicted model, not a curated record. Gene Ontology annotation, molecular function: ubiquitin-protein transferase activity. The coding region runs from base 94 to 13377 and encodes 4427 amino acids.
GCGGGGCUGCGCGGGCGAGCCGGGGCGCGGCGGCGGCCGCCAUGGGCCGGUGAUCGCGGCGGCUGCUCCCCCGCGCGCUCCCUGGCCGGGGCCAUGGGCUCGUCGGCGGCCGCGGCGGCGGCGGCGGCGGCGGCCGACUCGGCGCAGUGGCUGUCGGUGAAGGAGGAGACCAUCUUCCUGCACGACGGGCUCAUCCGCGUCACCGACCUGGCCGAGCUGCCCAGCGAGAUCCUCGGCGCCCCGGAGGCGGCCGACACCGACCUGGAGAUUUUAACAUUCGAGACCAAGAACCCGACAGAGUUAGCGGAACGCUUGCGCUCCGUGUGCGGCAAUCAGAGCAAUGCCUACGCCCGCCUGCUGGAAUACCGCCUGAAUGCCUUGCGGGGACUGUGGAAUGCCCAGCGCCAGCUGGCCUUGGAGGAGCAGCAUGAGCGGGAGAGUUCCGGGGACGAGGAGACGCUCGCGCUGCUCAAGCGGCAGGGCUUGUUGCAGCAGCCCGAGCAAGCGCCCUUCACCUCGCGGAUGGGGCUGCUGCUGGUCUUCCCCCUCAUCCAGUCCCAGAGUCGAACAGACCCCUCUCUCUGUAACAUAACUGCUGAGGUGCUAUUGAACUGCCUUCGAGACUGCCAGCCUUUGAGCUUGACCAAGGAGCCCGCGGACUGUCUCAACGGAAUCGAAACGCUGCUGUGCUCCUGGCUCGAGGAGACUUCGGACACGGGCCGACACAUCCCUCAUAAGCAAAAAGAAAACGCUGCUGCGGCCCUGGUGGCAUUGGCGUGUGCCAGGGGCUCUUUGAAAACUUUUGUCCACACUGUCCAUCUGUUACAGAAACAGACUGACCUCGGGUCUCUGCCUGUCGCUGAUGUGCUCUAUAGGCUCUUGCUGUUGGAGGGGGGCCCAGGAUCCCCCUCGUGUCUGCUGGGUGGCAAACACAUAGUAUCCUGGGGGUACGAAGACAUGCUGCCCGCACCAGAUAGCAACACUGGCUCCAGUUCUGAAAAUAAAGAUGCUGACUUAGGACGCUGUCUCACGGCGGAUGGUCUUUACCUGUACACUACUAACUCCGUCGGGAGAGGAGUCAGCAAGCUGGGCUCUGGAUUACAUGGCACCCUCAGAGGUUUUGUGUACUGCCGAAAUGAGGAGCUGGAACCAGGCUGGGUGGCCUUUGGCAGUGGCCGUCUUCUCCAUCGACCUGUUUCUUUUGAUAAUAAACCUCACUCCCUCUUCCAGGUCAUUGACCAGAAUACCCUCCAGGUGUGCCAGGUGGUGCCGAUGCCCGCCAAUCACCUCCCCGUGGGCGGCACCAUGAGCACCGUGCACCUGUCUUCCGACGGCACUUACUUCUAUUGGAUCUGGUCUCCCGCCAGCCUGAAUGAGAAAACACCCAAGGGACAUUCCGUCUUCAUGGACAUUUUUGAACUUGUGGUCGAAAAUGGUGCCUUUGUAGCCAAUCCACUGCAGGAACGCACCAUUCUCAUGAGGAAGGAGGGCGAGUCGGCGAAAAGCAUCAACGAGAUGCUUCUGAGCAGACUGUCCCGGUACCGAGCCUCUCCGUCCGCGACGCUGGCCGCCCUCACGGGCUCCACCAUCUCCAACACUCUGAAGGAGGACCAAGCAGCAAAUACGAGCUGUGGACUCCCUCUGAAAAUGCUCCGGAAGACACCCAUAUAUACCUGCGGUACUUACUUGGUGAUGUUGGUCCCACCCCCAGGGGGGUCAGGCAGCUCUGCCACUCGCUCUCUUUUUGGUGGGACAAGUGGCUUGUCAUCUUUAAAAAUCCUAGCCUCGAGUUUGGUGUAUAAUAUUUCGGACGGCCAGUUUACCAGUCGCGCGGAUCUCAUAGAUGCUGCUGGAAGCUCCCUGGGCCGUGGUGCUCUCGUCCCAGGACUGGGCGCCUGUUACGACACAGUGAACAACAUGCUCUGGACGUGCUCGAAUGACUAUAUUGAUCAGUGGUGCAACCCUGGCAAUCAGGCCUUCCAUUAUGUCUGUCAGAGACUCGGAGUCAGCCACAUCAUCACUGAGCCCAAAGAUGAGGCUAUAACCACAAAUGAGGUUAUAAACCAAUUACUGCACCACGUUGGUGCGAUGUGCAUACACCAACUCAAUCUUCUUGCUACCAACCCCAAUCUGCCAAUCACAAGUGUCUUGGGCAAGCAGCAUCCGAUUGAAGCACACCAUCUCAGCAGUAUUUGUGACAUUAUGGAGAAGGCCAUGGUUAAUGGAGAUUCCUGUAUUAUACGUUGCAUUCUCGUCGUAUUCCAGGUGGUAUUUAAAUUUUUCUUCAGCCCACAAACUGAAAGGAAUCGAGACAUCAUCCGCCGGUCAGGAUUGCUUCUUUGGCAGUUGUUGAUGGCUCCGAAAGAUCAAAUCUGCCAUGAAAUCCAGAAGGAAGUCUGCCUUGCCAUCAGCUCUGGUUUAAAUAUCUUGUACCCAGGUGAAACGGAAAUCAAUAACUUACUUAAGCUGGUUUUAACAGAAGGAGAAAGAAACAGCGGCCUUUCCCAGCUGCGGGAUGUGAUCCUGACCAAUUUAGCUGAACAGCUUCAAAACAACCGAUUCGGCAGCGAGGAGGAUGACCAUUACAGACUGAACGAUGAGCUUUUACACUACAUUCUGAAGAUCGUUGUCAGAGAAUCCUGUAUCUUAAUCACUAAGUGCCAAACUGUCUCUAAAGAUGAUUUUCAAAAACUCCUUUCAACUGUGCCUGCCGCAUCCUCCUGCCUGCGCUAUCUGAUGGCAGUUCAGAACCACCUUCUCAGUAACACUGUUUUGAUUAAGCCCGACGAGAGCGAUGACAGUGACAGCUCGUUGCAGGGAGAGACAUUGAAGGUACAGGAGCUCAAGGUCAGCAUAUUGGCGCUGGCCACCCAGAUUCUGACGGGAUGUGAUGAAGUGUUGGAAAUGCUGCAGCAGGUCACAACUGCCCUCAUCAACAGUGACAUGGCUGACCGCGAGCAGAGGCUAAAAGGCUUGGAGCAAGUUACUAAGGCUACGAUGCUCGGUCACCUUCUUCCAGUUCUGCUCACAUCCCUGAUGCAUCCGAACCUCCAGACUCUGACCAUGGCCGACGCCCUGAUGCCGCAGCUGGUGCAGCUGGUGCUCUACACCAGCCAGACGGCUUUGCUGCUUAAAACCCAGUGUCCAGUGUUUGUCGAGAUGGGCUGUUCUCCCUGUGGCACAACGGACCAGAAGGGCAGACUGUUCCCUGAAGAGAGAAUGUUGGAAGAGAAGGAAGAGCCAGGUUUCCUCACGGGCUUAAAGAUCCCCGCUCCCUGGGCCGCCGGGAAGACGGUGGAGACCGUGCACCCCGUCAGAGACAACUAUAAGUUCAAGGAGACCGUCCACAUCCCAGGCGCGCGCUGCCUGUACCUGAGGUUCGACAGCAGGUGCUCCUCGCAGUAUGACUACGACAAAUCUAACAGUCUAUUUUCUGUUUUGAAGUUGGUGAUAUACGCGGGGCCUAACACAAACAGUAGGAAGGUUGCUGAGUAUGGAGGCAACACUCUGGGAUAUGGCAGCCGUAGUGUCUUAGGAACUGGUUGGCCGAAAGACUUGGUGAAGGUGGAAGGAGAUACCGUUACCUUCUCCUUCGAAAUGAGAAGCGGCCGCGAGCACAACACUCCCGAUAAAGCCAUGUGGGGCUUUGCCUGCACCGUUCGCGCUCAGGAGUCCUCGGAGGAUGUGUCGGGAGGCCUGCCCUUCCUGGUGGACCUGGCCUUGGGGCUGUCUGUGUUAGCUUGUUCCAUGCUCAGAAUCCUCUACAACGGCCCCGAAGUCACCAAAGAGGAAGAGGCCUGCCAGGAGCUGUUGCGGUCCAAACUCUUACAGAGGUGCCAGUGGCAGGUGGAGGCCAAUGGUGUGAUCUCACCCGCCCUUACUCCAAGCCCGUCCCCGCUGCCUCUGACCAUCGAGGAAGACCGAGAGUUCACCUACCCCUCUGACGUGCUGGCCCCUCCCACCGGGAACUACUUCGACCUGCCCCGCAUCCGGCUGCCUCCGGGAAUCAUGAUAAAGCUCAGGGAAAUUUCUGGGCGAGCCAGACCUCAGUUCAGACCAAGUAUAAAAGAAGUAAUUCAGCCCGAUGUGAUGGAAGAGAUGGUGGUGUCAUGCGUUAUUAAGCACUUGAACUUGGUUGACGCACUCCAGUCCCUAAUAAAUUUCCAGUAUCAGGAAGAACAUGCUGAGGAAUAUGAUUUGUUAUGUAAAAUUAUGGGCGAGACCUUUAAGAAGCUCAAUGCCAUGGAGAGACAGCUGCAGAGUGUUGCAGAAUUGGAACAGAAAUGGCAAAGUGAGGUUGACGAGGCCAUUCAGGGGAAACUGGAGAACAACAUGCCUUUCUUCUAUGAUUACCACUUUAAUGAGAACAAAAUGAAAGAACUAGAACUUUUGUGUUCAAUGAAGGAAGUCUCCUUUGAUGGAAAUGAUCUUGAAAACAUGGUCCUCUCACUGAGGGAGAAGUUCCUGCAGGAAGUGAACUCUCUUACUCACAAGCUCUCUCACCCCCUGGGGAAAACGAAGACGCUAGUGAAGAGUUUAAUGAACCGAGCCGAGCUCUUGCUGCAUGUGACCAUCGCGGCCCAGUCUGGCCUCACGAGAAGCAUCUCUGGGACCCCCGCAGAAACUCCAGCUUGUAAGUCAGCCUCGGAAACCAAGGUGAUCUCGCACGCCGUGCGGCAGCCCGUCUUCCUCCGCAGCAUGUCGGCGCCCUCCGACCUGGAAAUGAUUGGGAACGAAGAUCUGGAAUUUACUAGAGCAAAUCAGAGGUUCUGGCCGUGCCCCUCUCUGUGCAGGAGGCGCCACGGGACCAGCCACCGCAGCAGCUCCUUUACGCUCCUGCAGUCGUUGGCCAUCGAGGACAGCAGGGACAAGCCCACGUACAGCGUCCUGCUCGGGCAGCUGUUCGCCUUCAUCGGCACCAGCCCGGACCAAGCGGUGUCCAGCAGCAGCUUCCUGUUGGCCGCACAGACGAGGUGGCGCCGGGGAAACACGCGCAAACAGGCCCUGGUGCACAUGCGGGAACUGCUCACGGCCGCCGUGCGCGUCGGGGGAGUGACGCACCUCGUGGGCCCAGUGACCAUGGUCCUGCAGGGCGGCCCCAGGAUCGAAGAGCUGACCUGUGGCGGCAUGGUCGAGCAAGUGCAGGAGGCCUUCGGCGAGACCAUGACCUCUGUGGUGUCUCUGUGCGCACGCUACCCCAUCGCCUGUGCCAACAGCAUCGGCCUCCUGUGCACCAUCCCCUACACCAGGAGUGAAGAGAAGUGCCUGGUGCGGAGUGGCCUCGUCCAGCUCAUGGACCGACUGUGCAGCCUGAGCAGCCAGACCGAGUCGAGCUCCAGUGAGAAGCAAACCAAGAAGCAGAAGGUGGCCACCAUGGCCUGGGCCGCCUUCCAGGUGCUCGCCAAUCGCUGUGUGGAGUGGGAGAAAGAAGAAGGAGGCUCCACAGAAGCCGUGCACUCGGGCCUGGCGCGGCAGGUGUCCAGCCUCCUCACGAACCACCUGGCCCGGGCCACAGAGUGCUGCGGCAACCAGGCGGCCGGCAACGAUGCCCUCCAGGAUGUCCUUAGUCUGCUCAACGACCUCUCGAGGAGUCACAUCGGGAAAGCCAUCCUGAGCCAGCCGGCUUGUGUGUCCAAACUGCUGUCGCUGCUGCUUGACCAGCGGCCGUCCCCAAAGCUGGUGCUCAUCAUCCUGCAGCUGUGCCGGGCGGCGCUCCCGCUGAUGAGUGUGGAGGACUGCGGGAACGUGGAGCUGCCCCCCUGGAGCUACUCCGUCCCCUCCCUCAACAGCGAGCCGGAGGACCCCAGCGACCCGGCCUCCAAGAUCGCCUCGCUGCUGCUCGCCAAGCUGGCGGACUACGUGGUCCCAGGAUGUCAGACAGUCCUUUCUCCGACGGCUUCUGAGCCUGACACCACCCUGACAAAAUCCAGCCCCAAGAAUUCCUUGAAAGGGGAUAAAGACCCGGGAGAGGAGAGUGAAGCGGUGGACGGCAAGCUCUCCAUCUUCAUCCACAAGCGGGAAGACCAGUCAUCCCAUGAGGUUCUCCAGCCAUUGCUGAGUAGCUCGGAAGGACGGCCUUUUCGCCUCGGUACUGGUGCCAACAUGGAAAAAGUUGUGAAAAUGGAUCGUGACAUGACCAAGGGCGGCUGCUGUGAGGUGAUCACCGAAGAGGCCGCAGCCGCGCUCCGGAAGGCCACCAAGUGGGCGCAGUCGGGCCUCAUCGUCAGCGUCGGGCCACCCGUGGAGGCGGCCAACCCAGAGACUGUGAGCGGACUCUCCACCGGUGACAAGAAGAAAACGGCGCAGACGUCCAUCUGCCGAGAGAGGAACUCGGAACUCGCAAGGACUGACCCUGUCCGGCCGUUCAUCAGUGGGCACGUGGCGAACAGCAUGGCUGCAGAAGUGAUUGCUUUGCUUCACAGCUUGCUAAUGGCACCUGAGUCAAACGCCGCUCAGAUAUGGACCACCACAGCAGAAAAGGUCCUGUCUCGUGCCCUGAUGUACAUUCCACAGUUGGGGAAACACGCAGAAAGCAUUCUUGAAAACGGAAGCAGCAGUGGGAGAAAGCUCGCCAAGCUUCAGAGAAUCGCCCGCCAGGCCGUUGCUGCGCUGUGUGCACUUGGAGGCUUCAAAGAGACCAUCAAGAUAGGGUCUGAGGUUCAGGUGCUCGGGAGAGGAAUAGCAGGAAGCAUCGGAGUAGUGGCGUCCAUCAACGAACAGGAAGGUAUAGCUACGGUCAGAUUCCCACCCAUAGACUGUAGAAAGACUUCGCAAGCUUCAGACACUCUGACCAUUCCAUUGUCUAGACUUUGUGUUCCAAGAUCGGAGGCAUUGCCUCUUCAUAAACUGUCCAUUACUGAGAAGGUAGUGCAGGCAGUCCAGUCCAUGUUGCUCCCUCAGGAGGGAAGUCUCUCUAUUCACACCUCACUUCCUGCAACAGGAGAUGGCUCAGCUCCUGUGAUGGCAGUUGUCCGGCUCCUGGCUGAGAUCAGAACAAGAGCAUGCCUGGUAAUGGCCCAGCUUUUGGAAGACAGCUUAUUCUGUGAGGAAUUCAUCCAGCAGUGCCCGGCAGCCAUUGAAGUCCUCAACCUUGUGGCCCAGGAGUGCAGCGCCGGAGAGCGGCUGGCGGUUGUGGAGGUGCAGUGUGAGCGGCUGAGGAUGCUGUACCGGGACUGUGCUCGGCCCCCGCCACCACCUCUGCAGGCUGACCGGAGACAGCCCAAGGAGAUUACCUGGAGCCCCUCCCGAGUGUUCCCACCUGUUCGCGCCUGCAUGUUCUCGUCGCACCUCACGUCUGUCACCUUCCUGGCUGACCCCAGUGCGGGGGGUGGUCUUCCCCGGGGCACCUUCAUCUAUGCCACCUCACCACUGCCAGUUCAGGCCCCGUCUUUUUACUGGGAAAUCGAGAUCGUUUCCUAUGGCGAUACCGACGAUGACACUGGGCCCAUCGUCUCCUUUGGCUUUGCUACCGAGGCAGAGAAACGAGAUGGGGCCUGGACUAACCCAGUGGGCACUUGUCUUUUCCAUAACAACGGCCGGGCUGUGCACUACAACGGCUCCAGCUUGUUGCAGUGGAAGAGCGUUCGACUGGAUGUGACUCUCUCCCCCGGUGACGUGGCAGGGAUCGGCUGGGAGAGGAGCGAGGGCACCCCACCUCCUCCGGGGCAGCCCGCCAAGGGCCGGGUAUACUUCACCUACUGCGGGCAGCGCCUCUCACCCUACCUCGAAGAUGUCUCUGGAGGCAUGUGGCCUGUGGUUCACAUUCAGAAAAAGAACACCAAGACGCGCGCUAACUUCGGUUCCCGCCCAUUCGCCUAUGCCGAAGGUCAGGCCCACCGCAACGCUGCGGACUUGUGCCCCGACCUGGCAGAGGAGAUAAGCGCCAACUUUGAGGCCUUGCCCUUCGCCAUGGCCUCUGACAGCGACAACGAUGCUGGCACCAGUAUUGCCUCAGACCCGGGCACCCACGGGCCCCCGUGCCGGAUCGCUGCCGUGGCCACCGCUCAACAGCAAUAUGACAGCGACACUUCCUGUCACUACAAAGUGGAGCUCAGCUAUGAGAAUUUCAUCACCUCGGGCCCAGACCCCCACCCACCCCCCAUUGCAGAUGAUGAGAGCGAUGACGAUGACGACGACGACAUCCCGCAGGAGGACCACUAUGCGUUGCUGGUGAAGGCAUGGGAGACCAAGGUCUUCCCCACCAUCCGGAGACGCUUCCGCAACGAAGCCGAGCGGAAGUCCGGCCUGGACCAGAUAAAGGGCGCGUUACAGCUAGGCAUGGUGGACAUUGCCCGGCAGACAGUCGAGUUUCUCUACGAGGAGAACGGCGGGAUCCCCCGAGACCUUUAUCUACCCACCAUUGAGGACAUUAAAGACGAAGCAAACAAGUUCACAAUUGACAAAGUUCGAAAAGGCCUCACGGUCGUCACCCGGUCUCCGGACAGCAAUAACGUAGCCAGCAGUACCGUGGGAACUGCGCUGCCCAAGUUCGCCAUCCGGGGGAUGCUGAAGACCUUCGGGCUCCACGGAGUUGUCCUGGAUGUGGAUUCAGUGAAUGAAUUGGUGCAGGUGGAAACGUACCUCCGCAGUGAAGGGGUGCUGGUCCGAUACUGGUACCCUAUAGACAUGUUGGAGCGGCCUCCCGCGGGCUACCGUCGGACCGCCACCAACGGGCUGGUCACGCUGGACAACACCAACCUGCAGAUUCACAGGGAGCUGCUGCGCUGCGAGGCGGCGCUGGCCCGGCUGUACUGCCGGGUGGCCCUGCUCAACAUCUUCGCCCCCAAGCUGCCCCACCUGUUCACCCGCCUCUUCCACAUCCCCGCCAUCCGGGACAUCACCCUGGAGCACCUGCAGCUGCUGUCCAAUCAGCUCCUGGCUCCUCCCCUCCCAGAUGGCACCAUCAGCUCCAGCUCUAUCCUCCUGGCACAGUCUCUGCAGCACUGCGUCCACUCCCAGAGCUGCUCGGCCACCGACCUCUUCUACCAGGGCAGCUCGCAGACGGUGCGGGAGUGGCUCAACGUGGCCAUCACACGGACCCUGCACCAGGGCGAGGAGAGUCUGCUGGAGCUCACCAAGCAGAUCUGCUCCUUCCUGCAGACAGCGCCGGAGCAGUUUCCCUCGGAAGAGUUUCCGAUUUCCGAGUCCAAAGUCAACAUGGACGUUAAUUUUCCCGGGGCAGCAUUUGUCGUAGUGUCCUGUAAAGAAAGUCAGUCUGGAUUCCGCAAAGACUCCUCCCUGUACAAGGCGCCCUGGGCGCGGGUGCUCGUGUACGGGCUGGGCCACAAGGUCAAGCGAAACGGCCAGCUCAACCUCAUCGAGGCUGUCUGUUACCCGCGGGACGCUUCUCCGGCCAACACCGGCCUCACACCUCCCCCCACUGCCAACCAGUACCCCUCUGUGAUCCUCUCCGCGGACAAGGUCCACAUCAAGCUGGGGGUGUCCCCGCCGCCCGGGGCCGUGCUGGUGCUACACUCUCUGCCCCUGGAGUUCCCUCUGGCCAUGGCCUUUGCCGAGCAGCUGCUGUCCUGGAAGGCGGAGGAAGGCGAAGCGAAGUCCGAGGACGAGCCUGACACCAUCCCCACGUCCGUCCUGCUGCAAGUGGUGGAGCUGCUGGGGAACUUCCUGUGGACCACGGACAUGGCGGCCUGCGUGAAGGAGCUGGUCUUCCACCUGCUGGCCGAGCUCCUGCGCACGGUGCACGCCCUGGAGCAGCGGAAGCACCCCGCCGGCCUGUCGUCCUCCAUCGCGCUGCAGCUGAACCCCUGCCUGGCCAUGCUCAUGGCCCUGCAGUCGGAGCUGCACAAGCUGUACGACGAGGAGACGCAGAGCUGGCUGUCGGGCGGCGCCGCCGCCCCCGACCAGGGCAGGUUCUCCGUGUAUUUCCACGCGCUCAUGGAGGGCUGCCUAUCGGUCGCCGAGGUCACCUUGCCCACCAACAUGAGCGUCACGGCCAGCGGGGUGACCUCCACCACCGCCCCGAACCUCAGCGACUCGUCCUCCUCCUCCUCGUCCUCCCCGGGCCAGACGCCGCAGAGCCCCAGCCUCCUGUCCAAGAGGAAGAAGGUGAAGAUGAAGCGGGAGAAGGCCUCCUCCUCCGGGAAGCGCCAGUCCUCCCGUUCCGUGGACUCAGACCCCGUGCUCAGCAUCGGGGGCAGCAAGCCCGAGGACAUGCUGUGGUUCCACCGGGCGCUGACCUUGCUCAUCAUCCUCCGGCACCUCACGAGGAAGGACCCGCAGGGGCUGGGCGUGACGAGCGACGCCAUCGCCGACGCCUGCCAGGCACUGGUGGGCCCCACGGCGCACAGCCGCCUGCUGGUCAUCUCGGGGAUCCCCACCCACCUGGACGAGGCCGUCGUGAGAGGCGCCAUCCGCAAGGCCUGCAGCGCCCACGGCGGGGUCUUCAAGGACGAGAUCUACAUCCCCUUGCAGGAUGAAGACCCCAAGAAGCCGCGAGACAAGGCCGAGGGCGGGGAGGGGAAAGGAGAGCCGGACAAGGCCCUGGGCUUCGCCAGCACGGACAGCUUGGAGGUCAGCACAUCCAGCAGCCUGGCCCCCGCCAUGAGCGUCAGCGCGUCGGCCUCCACCAGCCAGGCGUCCAUCUGCAGCUCCCAGGGCAUCUCCCAGACGGUCAGCGACCUCUCAGUGGACCCGCUGCCCGCCGGCCUCGAGCUGCCCGUGCCCGCCGGCCUGCUGGAGCCCCACGUGAUCUCCAGCCAGGAGAGCCUGGACGUUUCCCUGUGUAGCACCGGCAGCCUGGGCAGCCUGGGCAGCCUGGGGGAGCCGCUGGACAAUGCGGAGAUGGCCUCCGUGUCGGACAUGGGCUCCAUGUACACGGUCACGUCUCUGGACAACCAGCCCCUUGCAACACGCCCCAUCAAAGGCUUCGCCGUUGUGGAGAUAAGAUCCCGAGCCAAAAUCGAGAAAAUUCGAGCAAGUUUGUUCAAUAACAAUGACUUGAUUGGCUUGUCGAGCCUGGAUGGCGAAGAUGAGCUGAUGGAAAUGUCGACGGAGGAGAUUCUCACGGUGUCGGUGGUCAACCAGAGCUUGUUCGACACGCAGGGCAGCCCGGGUCUGGAGGACUAUUUCAAUGAUAAGUCGAUUAAAGGUGACAAGCUGGUGCCCGGGGCCAGAGAGGUGCUGACAGAGAUAUUUAAGAGCUGCGCCCAUUCGGAGCAGACGCUGAGCCUGACCCCGGCGAAGCCCAUCAAGGUCUCGGACAUUUACCUCAGCAAAGAGCAGAUCAACUCGCAGACGCCGGGCAACCUGCUCCACCUCUUCUUCACCAACGUCCGGCCUCCCAAGAAGGUGCUGGAGGAUCAGCUCACGCAGAUCCUCAGGAAGUACGGCGUGCCGAAGCCCAAGUUCGACAAGAGCAAGUACAGCAAGGCCGGGAAGGAGCAGCACCCCGUGAAGGUGGUGAGCACCAAGCGGCCCCUCAGCAAGCCGCCCGCCAAGGACAAGGCCGCGCUCAACAGCGUCAGCAGGACAGCCUUGAGCGAGAAGAAGCCGACCGUGAAGCCCAAGUCCCCGGAGAAGAGCAAGCCGGAUGAGAAGGACCCCGAGAAGUCCCCCACCAAGAAACAGGAAGUCCCCGAGGAGAAGUACCUGACCCUGGAGGGAUUUCACAAGUUCGUCAUUGAUCGCGCCAAGCAGGACAUCCGCAGCGUCUGGAGGGCCAUCCUGUCCUGCGGGUAUGACCUGCACUUCGAGAGGUGUGCCUGCAUCGACGUGCGCCACGCCCACAAGGCCUCCCGGAAGUGGAGUCUGGAGAUGGACGUGGCGCUCGUGCAGUACAUCAACCGGCUGUGCCGCCACCUGGCCAUCACCCCGGCCCGGCUCCACCCCCACGAGGUGUACCUGGACCCCGCCGACGCCUCUGACCCCCGCGUGGCCUGCCUCCUGAGCGUGCCCAUCGAGAGCCUGCGCCUGCGCUUCGCCCUGCUGCAGUCGCUCAACACCACCCUGGAGACCUUCUUCCUGCCGCUGGUGGAGCUGCGCCAGACGCCCGUGUACACGCACAGCAUCGCGGCCCUGCUGAAGGAGGCCAAAGGGCUGAUCUUUUACGACACGAAGGUGACCGUCAUGAACAGGGUGCUGAACGCCACGGUGCAGAGGACAGCCGACCACGCCGCCCCCGAGAUCACUCUGGACCCCCUGGAGAUUGUGGGAGGGGAGAUCAGAGCAUCUGAGAACUCCUACUUCUGCCAGGCGGCCAGGCAGCUGGCCUGCGUGCCGUCCUCCCAGCUCUGCGUCAAGCUGGCGAGCGGCGGCGACCCCACGUACGCCUUCAACAUCCGCUUCACUGGGGAGGAGGUACACGGCACCAGCGGCUCCUUCCGCCACUUCCUGUGGCAGGUGUGCAAAGAGCUGCAGAGCUCCGCGCUGUCGCUGCUCCUGCUGUGCCCCAGCUCGGCCGUCAACAAGAACAAGGGCAAGUACAUCCUGACCCCCAGCCCCAUCACCUACGGGGAGGAGCAGCUGCUGCACUUCCUGGGCCAGCUGCUGGGCAUCGCCAUCCGCGCAGACGUGCCGCUGCCCCUGGACCUCCUGCCCUCCUUCUGGAAGACGCUGGUGGGGGAACCCCUGGACCCGGACCAGGACCUGCAGGAAGCAGACAUUCUCACCUACAAUUACGUCAAGAAAUUCGAGAGCAUCAGCGACGAGAGCGAGCUGGAGGCCCUGUGUGCCGAGAUCGCCUCGCAGCACCUGGCCUCCGAGAGCCCCGACGGCCCGGGCAGGCCCUGCUGCAGGUUCACGUACCCAGCCAUGACCGGGGAGGAGGUGGAGCUGUGCAGCCGCGGCCGCCACAUCCCCGUGGCCUGGGAGAACAAGGACGUGUACGCAGCGGCCAUCCGGAGCCUGCGGCUGCGGGAGCUGCAGAACGUGGAGUGCGUGACGGCCGUGCGCGCGGGGCUGGGCUCCGUCAUCCCGCUGCAGCUGCUCACCACGCUCAGCCCGCGGGAGAUGGAGCUGCGCGCCUGCGGCCUCCCCUACGUCAACCUCGAGUUCCUGAAGGCCCACACCAUGUACCAGGUGGGGCUCAUGGAGACGGACCAGCACAUCGAGUUCUUCUGGGGCGCCCUGGAGAUGUUCACCCAGGAGGAGCUGUGCAAGUUCAUCAAGUUCGCCUGCAAUCAGGAGCGCAUCCCGUUCACCUGCCCCUGCAAAGACGGGGGCCCCGACACCGCCCAUGUGCCCCCGUACCCCAUGAAGAUCGCGCCCCCAGAUGGCACAGCAGGCUCCCCGGACUCGCGCUACAUCCGCGUGGAGACCUGCAUGUUCAUGGUCAAGCUCCCGCAGUACUCGUCCCUGGAGACGAUGCUGGAGAAGCUGCGCUGCGCCAUUCACUACCGCGAGGACCCCCUGAGUGGCUGAGGGGAGGCACCCCAGAGUCACGUGUCACCGAGGUACCACUCCGCCAGCUGGGGGAGCCACCAGCGCGGGCACGUCCCUCCGGGCCCCGCGUGAGGAGUCGGCAACAUCCUGCUUUUCCGAACUCUCGCCCACUUCCAGGCCUCCUGGAAGCCCACCCUCGUGUUUGUACGUUUCGUGACGGGUUGGUUCUUUUGCUGUCCGUGGUAUGUUUCGUAGGCUAGUGUAGUUCCCAGGCAGUUUGUGUCUCCUUUGACCUUCCUGGACACUGUCCCUCACGGCCACUGGAUUCUGACGCCACCAGGAUCCAGCCACAGAACCACCGAGCAGGAAGGCAGGGUGGUGGCACGAUGCCUUGGCCACACCGCGUGUCCCGUUGUGCAGAGCCCCUCCUGCCUCCUGCGCUCGCUGCUGCGGGCCUGGGCCGUCGGGCCCCGCCACGCGCGGGGAGCUUUGCGUGUCAUCGCUGCCUCGAGAACCUCGUUGAUGGUCAGGGUUUCUCGGAGAAGCCCGACUGGAUCAUUCCCCAGCCUCUUCCACAGACCCUCGGCUCUGCCAUCUCUCGGGGUUUCCCUCCAGUGCUCCCCGGGAGCAGAGAACCAAAGGGCACAUUCCCGACCUGAUCCGAGCCGGGCUGAGCCCGUGCCAGCUGCAGGAGGCGGCGGCUGGGGUAGGGGCUGUUCCGGGACGGGACGGGCAACCCAGACGCGGCCUGUCUCUGUGCCUUUGGGGACGCAAGGGAGGAAGACAGGCAGAGGCCUCUGAACAGAGCUGUCGUGGUGCUCUGCUCCAUCGGGGGUCUGCUUCAGUGGCUGAGACCUUCAAGUCCAAGGGGGAGGGGCGGUCAGGGCCAGUCCUGCUGGCCAAAGCUGCCCGGCACCCGCCGUCACCCUGUGCACAAGCGCACCAGGGCUGAGCCCCAGGCUCGCCCACUCCAUCUGUGCCACGGCAGGUCUCAGUCCGGUGGUACUUGGCUCCCCUCAGUGUGUGCCACUCUGUGGGCUGUCGUUUGGGCCUCGCGGCUCUCACAGGUCGUCACUGUAUUUACUGUAUGAUAUUGUGAAUAUCGAGUGCGAGUGGCGCUGUCCCAAGGCUCCGGCGAGCAGGAGGGCGAGGCCGGGUGGCUGUCUGGCCCGGCCCGCUGGGAAGCCGUGGAGCGUAGGCAGGGCCACCGGCCUCCAGCUCCUCCCCGUUCCUCUUAGGAAGUGCAGGAAGCACCGGGAGGCAAAGCUGACCCUGGGUGAAUGUUUCUGGUGGCAUCAGCUGCGCCUGAUGCAGGGACCACCGUGGGGGAAGCCCCCCGCAAGCACUUUCCUGCUUGGAGAACCCGCUCGGCGGCUGCCUGCCGGGGCGCAGCCCUGACCACAAGGGUCCUCGCUCUGCUCUGCGGAAGGAAAGAGCCUCUGGAUUCGCUCGCGGGUUCGGGUCUUUUUAACUCCUCAGCCCCGUGCCCCCAUCCCAUCCCCUGGCGGACGGGGGGUGCUGCCGGCCCCUCCCAGGAGGGGAGUCCCGUGGGGAAGGUGUCUGCUGCUAAUGGGACCACUCAGGCAGCACAGCCGCGUCUGGACACAGUGAAACCUUGGCCCUAAACAUGUGUGCUGUAAAGUUACUUGAUGUAUAUUUAUUAUAAUUAUUUAUGGUUGCAUCUAACAGACUUUUCAUCCAAUUCGAUGCUAUUUACACCACUGCUGUGUAAAGGAGGCCCACUUACAGAACAAUGUCGCACCAAUAAAUAACCUUCAUCUAAUUUUGAUCUUC